Messenger RNA from Cottoperca gobio, 756 nucleotides. RefSeq names its product protein ENL-like. Gene Ontology annotation, cellular component: transcription elongation factor complex. Bases 226 to 543 code for a protein of 105 amino acids. The transcript has 4 exons. Lineage: Eukaryota; Metazoa; Chordata; Actinopteri; Perciformes; Bovichtidae. The record is from RefSeq and is a predicted model, not a curated record. Gene Ontology annotation, biological process: positive regulation of DNA-templated transcription. Gene Ontology annotation, molecular function: chromatin binding.
CCAGCAGCUGUCUGGAAGGGGAGGGGAGCCGUCUGCCUUCCGCUUCUGGGCUGGAUUGACACACAAUGAGGAGCAGAGGCUGGGGAGACGCUCCACAAACGCCGCUGUAAAUAAAUACAACAAUCACUGAGGCCAGAGAAACAUGGAGAACCAGUGCACAGUGCAGGUGAAACUGGGGUUGGGCCACAGAGCCCAGCUAAGGAAGAAGGCUUCACCCACGACUGGAUGGUGUUUGUCCGAGGGCCAAAGACCGGCGACAUCCAGCACUUUGUAGAGAAGGUUGUCUUCCGCCUGCACGAGAGCUUCCCCAAACCCAAGAGAGUAUGCAAGGAGCCUCCGUACAAAGUAGAGGAGUCGGGCUACGCAGGCUUCCUCAUGCCUAUUGAGGUUUACUUCAAGAACAAGGAGGAGCCAAAAAAGGUGUGUUUCAACUACGACCUAUUCCUCAACUUAGAAGGCAACCCACCAGUCAACCACCUGCGCUGUGAGAAGCUCACCUUCAACAACCCCACCAAAGAAUUCAGAAGAAAGCUGGAGGUGUGAGGCUGACACACUGAUUCACUGGACUCAUGUGUAUAUAUAUAUAUAGAUUUUUUCACUUCAAUAAAAGACGAGAAAUAUAUUUUCACCUCAAGGACUUUGCUUUCUUUGCUUAUUAUUUUUAAAUUUGUGGUUAAUUUUGUAAAAUAAUGUAAUUCCUUCACUUUCAAUCAAUGUCUGCUUUUGUAUGGAAAAAUAAAGACUUUUAACUCUGAA